ACUCCUCUGUCCCCUGCAGUAGCCAGGACUGCCAGAGCUCCUCCAGUGUGCUUCUCAAACUCAGGACUCAUAAUGUUCUUCAAGUUCUUUUGUGCUGUGGUGACCAGGUGUCUCUUUAUCUUCAUCUCUCUCGUAGGGGUGUGGAGAGUGGUGUGGGUGAAGAACAAUGGACUCUACUGGUUUCUUACCAUCCUCUACCUGCCUCUGGUGGCUGAGAUGAUCCUCACCCUGAAAAGAAGGAGUGGAAACGAUUAUAAAUGGUUUUCUCCAGCUAUCUUCCUUUUUCUCAUCAGUAUUAUCCCAUCAUUAUGGAUUUUAGAGCUUCACCACCUGGAGAACAAAUCAGCUGACUCAACGUGUGAAAAACUUGACUCGACUGAAAAUAUUAAGAGUCUUUUCAGACUCUGGAUGAACUCAACCAAUGGCAGUGAGCCACUCCAGGGGAUCCCUCUGUCUUUAGUGUGUGCCAAUGACUGGAUCCUGGCUUUACACCAAAUCCUGCUCAUUUUACUAAUCUUGGGGAAGUGGCUGCUGCCGGCUGCUGGAGAGCUGACCAGGGACCAACUCUCGCAGUUACUGCUCAUCUUUGUAGGCACUGCUGCUGACAUACUCGAGUUCACCUCUGAGUCACUGUCUGACAUCAAAGACAGCAGUCCAGCCAUGGUUUACAUUAUUCUGGCAGUGUGGACUUGGAGCAUGCUGCAGUUUCCACUGCAUUUCUCAGUAAUAGGUGCGUCCUCAGACGACCUCUCCGAACCUGCACCCUCCCGCCUUGCUCACCUCAGGACUGAUAUCUGGAGCACUGUGGAAGCUUUGUUUAUCCAGGAUGGGCCCUUCCUGGUGGUCCGCCUCACUGUCAUGAUCUACUUCAAUGUGGUACACCAGAUGCUGAUCUUCUUCGCCAUCAAAAACUUCCUGGUUGUCAUUCUCAACAUCUACCGCCUCUGUGUCCUCAUCUGUGACAAGACCUCCUGAAUUUGGAUGUUAUCCUAGUGCAGAAGGUUACAGUAAUGAUGUUACUGUGUUACUUGAUGUGCCAUCGUGAUUGCAUGUCACAUUCUAGUGUAAUUCUUUUUUCUUAACUUGCUAUUUUACUAUGAAAGAUACUGCAGUUUUCUACUAAAGGCCACGCAGUUUCAAUAGGUAAUGUACUGUAUGUAUAUUAGUAUGUAUAAGAAUCCUACUUAUUAUGUGACAAAAGUAACAAUCACUUGCAAAGUAAUUGAUUGUGACACCGUGCACCUCAUGUGUUAAUCUUGAUGAAGACAUAAUUCUUGUUGAAAGAUCAGAAACUAAGUAAUAAAUUAGUCUCUGCUUUGGAGUUAUGUUGUUUCAUUCUCAGUGGAAGAAGUGCAAAGUAAAAGUCCUUUUAGGUUGCUGUGAAGCUGUUUGUAUGCUGUGAGCUUAGAGGGUGCUGAAAACAUUGAAUUAAAUCAGGGCUGUAGAUUAUUAUCAGUCUUGGAGGUUAUCUUCUGUUUUCAAAAUAUUUUGAAAGUCCCCAAAUUCAUUUUUGUUAUUUACAUGAUACAGAUAUUAGUCCUUACAUGCAAGUGGAACCGGUCUUAAGUAGAAUGGUAAAUGGGCUGUAUUUAUAUAGCACCUUUCUAGUCUUCCAACAACUCAAGGCACUUUUAGGUCAUCAACUUGAAUAUUUCUGAAUACGUCAAAUGAAGGACAGGAACUAUAUAAAUGUAUGUUACUUUUAUUACUCUUUGUCAGACUCUGAACAUCUUUGUGUGCGAGGAUCUCUGACCUUUCAGCUAAAAUACUUGACUUGGUAUUCUCUCAGUGAUAUUCUUGGUCAUGAUGUUCUUACAUAUUGCAGUUGUAUGUUCUUAAUUUCCUCUUAACCUCAUUUUAUUCUCACUCUGUUGUAUAAAUC
Larimichthys crocea (large yellow croaker) is the source of this 1882-nucleotide messenger RNA. RefSeq names its product transmembrane protein 26. The record is from RefSeq and is a predicted model, not a curated record. Bases 73 to 975 code for a protein of 300 amino acids. The transcript is spliced from 6 exons. Lineage: Eukaryota; Metazoa; Chordata; Actinopteri; Sciaenidae.